Messenger RNA from Limanda limanda (common dab), 2511 nucleotides. It is a transcript of the gene llcp, whose product is annotated as treacle ribosome biogenesis factor 1. The transcript has 8 exons. The coding region runs from base 140 to 1939 and encodes 599 amino acids. NCBI's taxonomy places the organism in Eukaryota, Metazoa, Chordata, Actinopteri, Pleuronectiformes, Pleuronectidae. The record is from RefSeq and is a predicted model, not a curated record. Gene Ontology annotation, molecular function: protein binding.
UUCAGAGUGCAACACGGAUACAUGCGGGUUUUAGUUUCGGAAGACGUUUCGAUCUGAAAGAUGUUUCCAGUGUUAAUAUGAAAAUCCUCCCAGUUGUUACUUUCUCGUGUGUAUUUGUCUUCGUACUCGUGUGUCGGAAAUGUCCGUGAACGCAUCACAGCCCCAGCUGAUCCGGCUGAUCCACCGACACCUGAAGGAGCAUGGUUUCCCUUCAGCUGCAGAGGAGCUGGAGAAGCACAGCACACAGGGGAAUACAGACGAAUCUGAGUCGUUACUGGACAUCUACAGUUUGUGGUUAAAUGACUCAAUAAAGAAAAAGAAGUCUGCCUCAGCCAAGCGCUCCAAAUCUCAAGAUCAAGGAGGGACUCCCACCAAAGCAAAGAAAAAGAGAGAGAAACUGGUGACGAAAACAGAGCCGCCCAAAAAGGCCGUGCCAGUGAAAAGAAAAAAAAGUGAAGGAAAGUCUGUUGAGAGUGAUGUCAAGGCAAAGAAAUCAAAGACGCAAACCAAGGACAAAGUCGUGUCGGCUGGUGGAGACGAUUCAGACUCUGACAGCAGCCUGGACGAAGAGAAAUGGAAGAAACUGGUGCAGCAGUUGACAGAGACUGACAUAGCCAAGAUGGACACCAUCAACUCUCUGGAUUCCUCUGCACCACAACCCAAGCAAAAGAGAGUCAGAAAACCCCGGACGAAGCCGCCUACAAAAACCAACACUCCCACUCUCACACAGAAUGACGGGACAGUUGAAAAGAAUGAAAUAGAGACGCCAACAAAUAACAAGAAGAAGAGCAUUCUAAAGAAAAAGAUGGCACCUGCUGCCUCCUCCCUCGCCCUGAGCCAAGAGCAAAGCCUCAACGCUGCUGAGGACACACCGACUCCAUCCAGCGUCUCUCCUUCAAAACAGACGCCAACGAAAGAGAAACCGAAAGUCAUCGAAGACGAUGAGACAGCGUCUGAGCCCAGAAAGAAGAAAAAGAAGAAGAAGAAAGAGAUGAAUGAGGAGAGGGUGGAAGGGAAUGCAAUUGACACUGGAGGAGACACAGAGCAAGAAUGUGUUGGUAAAUCUGUGGAGGAAAAGAAGAAGACAAAGGGGAAGGAGGCAGAGGAUGAAGAGGAAGUAAUAGAGAAAAAGACAAAUGGGUAUGCUGUUGAAGAGGACAUUUCGGAGCGACCAGAACAAGUAAAGAAACCCAAGAAAAAGAAAAAGGAGAAAACUGAUACUGAGGAACAGCCAGAGCAAACCGCCGAAAACAAAAAAGUGAAGAAGAAGAAAAAGACACCUGAGGAAAAUCCAGAGUUGGCAGAUGAAGAAGUAAAAGAAAAAACAGAGCAGACUGUUGAAAAGAAGAAAGAAAAGAAGAAGAAGAAGACAGUGGACAGUAAGGAACAGUCAGAGAAAAAAGUGGAAGAAGAUAAAGAAACUACAGAGCAGAUCACGGAAGAGAAGGAGGCAAAAAAGAAGAAAGAUGUGGUUGUCAAUGGUGAAGACAAUUCAGAGCAAAUAGUUAACAAGAAGAAAGAGAGGAAGAAGAAAAAGGGAAAUCCAGAGCAAAUAGUUGAAGAAACGAAAAAGAAGAAAAAGAAUAAAGCUGAUCAUAUUGAAGUGUCGGAGCAGAUUGCUGAAGAAAAUAAAACGAUAACGAAAAGCGAGAGCUUUGACGGAGGGGAAACGCCAGAGCCGAUAACUACAGUGAAGAAGAAGAAGAAGAAAAGGGACUCAUCAUUGGAAAAUAAUUCUGCUGAUGCAGUUCCACUACCUCAACCCGUCUUAGAGACACCCAGUCCUCCAACAGAGAAGAAGAGAAAGAAAAGCAAGUUGAAAUCACCCGAUGUCCUAGAGACGCCUGCAGCUUCAGUCCUAGACACGACAACAAUAGAAACACCCUUCAGUGACUCCCACAAAAAGAAAAAGAAAUCCUCCAAGAACACCGAGUCAUGAAGACGUUCUUUCUGCAUCAGUGUGCAACUACAGAAUAAAGUCAACACAUCCUUACCACCCAGUUACCAUUCAUGUUUAAUGGUUACAAUGAUCACUUUAAAACGGAAAGAUGGAUCACACUUUUUAUUUUUUUUAUUUGGGUAACUUUUUUAUUUGAUUUGAAGUUUUUACUACACAAAAUGUGGCAUGUUGUGUUAUAGAUGUCUGUUGUUUUUUUUUUAAUGUGUUUUGCAUUGUGAUUCCCAUUUUAAUGCCUUAAAUAUGUAGAAGGGGAUUGUAACUGUUUAAUUGAAUGGAUGAUCCCUCCCUGGAUAAUUGUGAUAUUCAUUCACAUUGAACCGAGUCGUAUCUUUUGAAUCUCCUUCAGUCCACCAUGUUAAACUAAUCUGAACUAGAGGGGCACUCAGAAAGGGGAGAUUUUUACAAAAAAUAAAAUGGAAAUUGUGUUAAAAGCAUAUUUUGGAUGAAAGUUGAAUGUUCUUUUUAAAGAUUUUUUUAACUGUUUGAUAAAGCUUUCAUAUGUACUCUGUAAAUUAUGCUUUAAUACAAAUUAAACGCUAUCGUUUUUGUAA